UGCAAUAUCCGUUUUGACUCUGAGGUUUAAGAAUAGGGCUUUCAGGAGGAAUCAGGAGCAGCAGCAAACCUAAGGGAGCUGAGUCCGGGUAGCAGAGACUCAUCCCCUGCAGACAGAGAAGUGACAUCGCAGACAUGGCCCCGGAGAUUCACAUGUCAGAACCCAUGUGUCUCAUUAGGAACACGGAGGAACACCUGGUGACUAACCAGGAAGCCCUGAGGAUCCUGUCAGCCAUCACACAGCCAGUGGUGGUGGUGGCCAUUGUGGGCCUUUCACUCACAGGCAAAUCCUACCUGAUGAACAAGCUGGCUGGGAAGGAGAGAGGCUUUUCCGUUGGCUCCACUGUGCAGUCUCACACCAAGGGGAUCUGGAUGUGGUGUGUGCCCCACCCCCAGAAGCCUGACCACACCCUAGUUCUGCUUGACACUGAGGGCUUGGGAGGUGUGGAGAAGGUUGAUGAAAAGAAUGAUACUCAUUUCUUUGUACUGGCAAUCCUUCUCAGCAGCACCUUCAUAUACAACACGAUGAACAAAAUUGACCAGAGGGCUAUCGACCUACUGCACAAUGUGACAGAACUGACAGACCUGCUCUGGAGAAGAAACUCCCCUGAUCCUAAUCAAGCUGAGGAACCUGCUGACAUGAGCUUCUUCCCAGACUUGGUGUGGACACUGAGAGAUUUUUUCAUGGACUUCGAAGCCAAUGGGCAGGUCAUCACCUCAGAUGAAUAUCUGGAGAAAUCACUGAAGCUGAAGGAAGGUAGUGAUGAAAGAACCCAAACAUUCAAUCUACCCCGCCUGUGCAUCCAGAAGUUCUUCCCAGUAAAGAAAUGCUUUGUUUUUGACUCUCCUGCUCGUGGAAGUAAGCUUUCCCAGCUCCAAACACUCAGCGAUGAUGAGCUGAACCCUGAUUUUGUGCAGGACCUGUCAGAAUUCUGUUCUCAUAUCUUCACCCAUUCUAAGACCAAGACUCUUCCAGGAGGCAUCCAGGUCAAUGGACCUCGUCUAGAAAGCCUGGUGCUGACUUAUGUCGAUGCCAUCAACAGUGGGGUUCUGCCUUCCAUGGAGAACACAGUGGUAACCAUGGUCAGGAGAGAGAACUCCACAGCAGUGCAAAAGGCCAUUGUUCACUAUGACCAGCUGAUGAGCCAGAGGGUGCAGCUGCCCACAGAGACCCUCCAGGAGCUGCUGGACCUGCACAGGACCUGUGAGCAGGAGGCCCUAGGAAUCUUCAGGAAGCAUUCUUUCAAGGAUGACGACCAAUAUUUCCAGAAAGAAUUGGAGAGCCUACUAAGUGCAAAGCAGGAUGAGCUUUGUAAGAAGAACGUGGAUGCUUCUGCAGCCCUCUGUUCCACCCUACUUCAGAGUAUUUUUAAGCCUCUGGAACAGGAAGUGGCACAUGGGCUGUAUGCUAAACCAGGAGGCCACAGUCUCUUCCUUCAGAGGAUGGAACAGCUGAAGGCACAGUACCGUCAGCGGCCAGGCAAGGGGACACAGGCUGAGGAAGUGCUGCAGAAAUACUUGAAUGCUAAAGAACCAGUGAGCAACACAAUUUUACAAACGGACCAGGCUCUCACGGCCAAGGAGAGGCAGAGGAAAGAGGAACAAGCAAGAGCAGAGGCUGCCCUGGCUGAAACACGGAGGCUGGAGGCUCUUCACAUCCAGGAAGAGCAAAGGAGAGCAGAGCAGCAGAGAAGGCAUCAAGAGCAACUGAGGCAGAUAGAGGCUGAGUGGACAAAGUUUGAGGAAGAGAUAUGGAGGAUCACGGUGCCGAGGAGGGCUCAGGAAGAGGCUACAAAGAACAAGGCUGAGCAGGAAGCUGAACUCAGAGCACUUCAUCAGCAGAUCGAAGCCAUAAGGGAACUGAAUCACUGCCGCAAACAUAAAGACUGUAUUAUAAACUAAUAUACCAAACCCUGGGACCCUCCCAUUCUUAUUGUUUUCCCUUGAAGACACAAAGGAACAAGUUACUGAAGGAUUUAAGACAACUAGUAAUUGAGAAGCUCCAGUGCCUCCUGUCUACCUGCCAUAUUUGUCUCAAGAUAUUUUAAGUUACUCAGGGGGUGUUAGGUAGAAUUUGGCCAGUAUCUACAGAUCACAUGGUAUCUCUUCUACUGGUGGACAUAGGAAGAUGGUACAAAUAAAAAAUCAGAAAUGAUUCAUAUUUCUCAACUGGUUGGAGGUCCAUGGACAGUGGGCUGGCUCCUUAGUACAGUCAGCUGCCCAUCUGCAUGUUCUUUCUUUCUAUUUCUUUUUUGGGAACCCUAACACAUUAUAGUCAACUUUGUCACAUGGUCAACUAUCAUGUCAUUCACCUGUGGAGGGAGAUUUGUCCCUCCAGAUCUUGCUGAUUCCUAAUUCUAUCUUUUGUCACAUGAUCAGAGAUAAAGAAAGUCUCUUUAUCACUAAUGCUUUGCUUUUGAUACACAAAAUCAGCAUUUGGUCCUAUCUGUUUCUGUUUUUCUUCCUUAAAGUCUAUCCCCUGCCAGGUAUAUUGCUCACUUUCUACCAUAUUCUUAACCACAGAAUUAUACUGAUUUAAAGUCAUUUUGAUGAUUUAAAAUUUAAAUGAUUUCUCACUAUUCUAAGCUUGUCUCUGUUUUCUGGUUCUAUUUCCUUUAUUUCUUUAAAAUAAAAAAAAAAACCCUGUUCUUAGGAGGGAGGUGAUUGGAGAAGGGAUGGAGAGAAGAAGGUUUAUGGGACAUAUGGGGAGGGGGGAUCCGGGAAAGGGGAAAUCAUUUGGAAUGUAAACAAAGAAUAUAGAAAAUAAAAAUAUUAAAAACAAAACAAAACAAACAAAAAACCCUGUUCUUGGUUAUUCUGUGUGUCUUAAAAUUCUUCUAAUUGCAUGCUGUACAUUGUGGUAACAUAAUUGAUAGAUUUAUGCUUGGAAUGUGCAUUUCCCUUUUAUAUUGAGAUGUAUCUGGCAAGCAUUGUCUCCGUGUAGUUGUUCAGCUGAAAAUAGCCUUAGUUUGUUCGAAUAAAGUACCCCUUGCCUGUAUCUAUCCAGAAGAAAAAUGGGAGGAAGGGAGGGAUGGAGGGAGAGAGGGAGAAUUGAGAAUUACCUAUUUAUGUUGGUCUCAUUCUGUUGUUCAUUAAAAUGGAAUAAAAAUU
This is a messenger RNA of Apodemus sylvaticus (European woodmouse), 3110 nucleotides long. Its product is annotated as guanylate-binding protein 5-like. The coding region runs from base 135 to 1901 and encodes 588 amino acids. The record is from RefSeq and is a predicted model, not a curated record. Gene Ontology annotation, molecular function: GTP binding; GTPase activity. The transcript is spliced from 11 exons. NCBI's taxonomy places the organism in Eukaryota, Metazoa, Chordata, Mammalia, Rodentia, Muridae.